AUGGCGUCUCCUAUCGAGGUUGACCAAGCCGUCCCCGGCGACUCCAUUGAUGAGGGCUUGUACUCUCGGCAACUCUAUGUAUUGGGUCACGAGGCUAUGAAGAAGAUGGCCAGUUCCAACGUUUUGAUCGUCGGGAUGAAGGGUCUUGGUGUCGAGAUUGCCAAGAACGUCGCUUUGGCUGGUGUCAAGACUGUCACCAUCUACGACCCUUCACCUGUCGAGAUUGCGGAUCUUGGUACUCAAUUCUUCCUUCGCGAAGAAGACGUCGGCAAGUCAAGGGCCGAGGUUACCGCCCCUCGCCUCGCUGAAUUGAAUACCUACGUCCCGGUCUCUAUCCUUCCCGGCGCCGGCGAGAUCUCUCCCGAAAUGAUCGAUCCUUAUCAAGUCGUGGUUCUCACCAACGCCACCACUCGGAAGCAAGUUGAGAUCGAUGAAUACGCUAGGCAGAAGGGCAUCUACUUCAUCUCGGCGGAUGUGCGAGGAUUGUUCGGAAGCGUCUUCAAUGACUUUGGCAAGGACUUUGCCUGUGUGGACUCUACCGGAGAAAACCCCCAGAGUGGUAUCAUUGCUGCUAUCGACCAGGAUGAAGAAGGCAUCGUCACCUGCCUCGACGAGACUCGACACGGUCUUGAAGACGGCGACUUUGUGACAUUCUCAGAGCUCAAGGGAAUGGAGGCUCUCAAUGGCGGCGAGCCUCGGAAGGUGACUGUCAAGGGCCCUUACACCUUCUCGAUCGGCGACACUCGAGGCCUUGGCGAGUACAAGACCGGUGGUCUCUUCACCCAGGUCAAGGUGCCCAAGAUCCUCCAAUUCAAGUCUCUCAAGGAGAGUCUUGCCGAGCCUGAGCUCUUCAUCACCGACUUUGCCAAGUGGGACAGGCCUCAGACUUUGCACGUCGGUUUCCAGGCGCUCUCCGCUUUCUACGAAAAGAUUGGGACUCUUCCCCGACCUCGACAUGCUGGCGACGCUCAACAGGUCAUUGCUCUUGCCAAGGAAAUCCACGCUGCCAACAAGGGUGAAGGGGAUCUUGACGAAAAGACCCUCACUGAGCUCGCAUUGCAGGCUACCGGCGACUUGUCGCCCAUGGUCGCUGUCGUCGGUGGUUUCGUCGCCCAGGAGGUCUUGAAGGCUUGCUCUGCCAAGUUCCACCCCAUGCAGCAGAACAUGUACCUUGACUCGCUCGAGUCGCUCCCCACCAACCUUCCUUCCGAGGCCGAUUGCCAGCCCAUCGGCUCCAGAUACGACGGCCAGAUUGCGGUGUUUGGCAAAACAUUCCAAGACAAGAUUGCCAACAUCAAACAGUUCCUCGUCGGUUCUGGUGCUAUUGGCUGUGAGAUGUUGAAGAACUGGAGUAUGAUGGGCCUCGCUACUGGUCCCGAGGGUAUCAUCCAUGUCACCGACUUGGACACUAUCGAAAAGUCAAACUUGAACCGACAAUUCUUGUUCAGGGCCAAGGAUGUGGGCAAGUUCAAAGCGGAGAGUGCGGCUAGAGCCGUGGCUGAGAUGAAUCCCGAGUUGAAGGGCAAGAUUAUUCCGCACGAGGACAGGGUUGGUCCCGAGACCGAGGACGUUUACGGCGAUGACUUCUUUGGGGCCCUUGACGGUGUCACUAAUGCGCUCGACAAUGUGUCUGCUCGUCAGUACAUGGACCGAAGAUGUGUCUUCUACCGCAAGCCUCUUCUUGAGUCCGGUACUUUGGGCACCAAGGCCAAUACCCAGGUCGUUGUUCCCCAUCUCACCGAGUCCUACUCUUCCUCUCAAGACCCUCCCGAGAAGUCUAUCCCUUCUUGUACCGUCAAGAACUUCCCCAACGCCAUUGAACACACUAUUCAAUGGGCACGAGAGGCUUUCGACAGCUUGUUCGUCAACCCCCCCACCACUGUCAAUCUGUACCUCUCCCAGCCUGACUUUGUUGAGACUACUCUGAAGUCUUCUGGGCAGCACCAUGAGCAGCUCAAGCAGAUCGAAAAGUAUCUCGCCAAGGAGAAACCCAUCUCUUUCGAGGAGUGCAUUGCAUGGGCUAGGCUGCAAUACGAGCGGGACUAUGUAAACGAGAUCAAACAGCUGUUGUUCAAUCUGCCAAAGGAUCAGGUCAACUCCAACGGUACUCCCUUCUGGUCCGGACCGAAGAGGGCGCCGGAUGCCUUGGCCUUCAACAUUGACGACCCACUUGAUUUGGAGUACUUGAUUGCGGCCGCCAACCUGCACGCUUUCAACUACGGCCUGAAGGGCGAGCGUGACCCUGCCUUGUUCCGAAAGGUCGUUGAGGGCAUGCAAAUCGACGAAUUCAAGCCCAAGAGCGGUGUCAAAGUCCAGAUCAAUGAGAACGAGCCUGUCGCCAACGACAACGACGAGGAGGAGGACAUGGACGCUAUCGUCUCUUCCCUGCCUCCUCCCGCUUCUCUCGCUGGCUUCCGUCUCCAGCCUGUAGACUUUGAGAAGGACGAUGACAGCAAUCAUCACAUCGACUUUAUCACGGCUGCUUCCAAUCUGCGAGCGCGCAACUAUGGCAUCACCCUUGCCGACAAGCACAAGACCAAGCUCAUUGCAGGCAAGAUCAUUCCUGCUAUCGCUACCACUACUGCUCUUGCUGUUGGUCUCGUCUGUCUUGAGCUCUACAAGCUCAUCGACGGCAAGAACAAGCUUGAGGACUACAAGAACGGGUUCGUCAACCUGGCUCUUCCCUUCUUUGGCUUCUCUGAGCCUAUUGCCGCCCCCAAGCAAAAGUACAAUGAAACCGAGUGGACGUUGUGGGAUAGGUUUGAGCUGAACGGGAACCCUACUCUGCGAGAGUUCUUGGACUGGUUCAAGAACGAGCACAAGUUCGAGGUGCAGAUGGUUAGUCAAGGGGUGUCAAUGCUGUGGAGUUCUUUCGUGGCUCCUAAGAAGGCGGCCGACCGAAUGAACAUGCCAAUGAGCGAGCUCGUCGAACACGUGAGCAAGAAGCCUAUUCCCCCGCAUGUGAAGAACCUCUUGGUGGAGGUCAUGGUAGAGGAUGAGAACGAGGAGGAUGUCGAAGUUCCCUAUGUUUUGGUCCACAUCUAA
This is a messenger RNA of Cryptococcus wingfieldii CBS 7118, 3045 nucleotides long. RefSeq names its product ubiquitin-activating enzyme E1. Gene Ontology annotation, molecular function: ubiquitin activating enzyme activity. Lineage: Eukaryota; Fungi; Basidiomycota; Tremellomycetes; Tremellales; Cryptococcaceae. The transcript has 11 exons. The record is from RefSeq and is a predicted model, not a curated record. Gene Ontology annotation, cellular component: nucleus; cytoplasm. Bases 1 to 3045 code for a protein of 1014 amino acids. Gene Ontology annotation, biological process: ubiquitin-dependent protein catabolic process; protein ubiquitination; DNA damage response.